AUUCCAACCAAUCCAAAGCCGGCUUUCAAUAACAACAUUUGAUCAUAAGAAGUAGUAGUUAAGAAGACAUUUGUUAAACAACUCGACAAUGGAUUGUUACUUUUGAAAGGAUGGGAACAGACAAACAUAGCUAAGGGAUAUGGCAUUACAACUUGUAUAAGAUGGGCAGCAGUUUCACAAAAAUAGAAAACCGUUAUCACAAAACGGUGAGAAUCAUUAUCACCCAUCCUUGCGGAAGAAACACAUUGUUUCAUUUGGCUACGAACUGCAGUAGGAUUAUCGUAUCAGAGAGAGGAAAUAUAUCAUUGAGUGUUUCUGAUACCGACGACGACGACAAAGACCCUCACUCAGCUUUAACAGUUGGGGCAGGUACCUAUGUGUGGAUAGGGAGCGACUGUUUUGACAAACCAGACAUAUUUCGCUGUGUUAAACCAUCAAUAAUUAAGCAAAUUAUAAUGUCAAAUGAUUGCAACUGCCCAACCUGUAAAGCAGACAGAAUACAAUAGAAGAAAACAGACGCAACCACUGUGUGGAUACAGAGCGACUGUUUAAAAAAAAACAGACAUAUUUCACUUUGUAAGACCACCAACACUUUAGGGCCGUAUAAAGUAAAAUAACUACAAUUACACAACUUGUAAAACAGAUAAAAGUAAACAAACGCAAAAUGAGGCUUGAGAAAGAAAUAAAGGAAGUCUUAGGUAAUACUAUAGGAAGUGAAGUUUCCGGUAUGCAAACAGAAGUAGAAAAAGGUACAAAAGAAAUGGCUGCUAUUUUUAUGAAGUUUGUGAAAGACAUUGAAAAUACAUGUGAACGGAGGAAUAUCCUAGACAGCCAACCUGAGAUCGGGCCGGAAGCAGAUACUAUUUAUCAGUUGGUAGAAAAACAACAUCUUACAUGUCAAACUUUAAUGACAAAAUGCACACUGAAAGUCACUGAUGGCCAAGUUUGUGAUUGCAAUGCUCUUGACAUUAAACAACAAGAACUAGUCUUGUUUGAGCUUGAACGAUAUCUGAAAGAUGGAGUCAAAUUAUUGACAACAGUUUUCAAGGCUUUAAAAUGGUCUCACAAAUGUAUCUUUCUCAUUUGUGCAUCGGUUUUCAUUUACCACUUUAUAUACAAUUCUCACAAACGACGGAAAGAAGCGACAAAAAAAGGUCUAAAUGUCGUAGCUGGACUUAUUGCUGCGUUUGCAGGGUCCAAAUUAGGAGCACUGAUUGGUGCUGUCGGAGGACCAAUUGGUGUUGUUGUUGGCUUUAUUCUUGGUGGAAUGAUUGGAAGAGUAAUAGGGAGAUACUGUGGAAAGGGAAUUUUCAAAAUAGUGUCUAUGAUUUUCUUUCCAAAAUCUAUUGGUGGUCAAGGUCAGCCUCCUAUUAAAGGGACAAAAUAUAGUUAUGGUCAGCCGCGUAUUCCAGGCGCAGGAGCAAUUAAAGACAAAACAAAACUACACGGCAUACUACCGAAAGGUCAGCCUAAAAUAACUGGUGCAGAAGCAGCUAAAGGUUUGCCAAAACUCUGGUAGAUAUAAAAAUUCUUAAUGAAAGGACCAGUAGAGAAAAUAAAUUGCCGAUUGUUAAUGAUUUGUGAAAAAUGUUUAUGUUCAAUAUAAUUAGUUAUAAGGACUUUUUAUAAAUAUAACUAAUUUAGAACUUUUAAUUGCACAUAUGCUAGAAACGGUACCUGUAAAUAUAAAUAUAUUGUAGUUUGUUACUUUUUUUAUUUUUUUAGUAUAUACAGUACACAUUAUAAUUAUAUAAACGAUCUUUUCCAUGGACCAUUAUAUCUAAAUUCACCAUUGAUACGUAGCAACAUUGUUUUUAGCUCCACAGUUAACUAAGAUCGCGGGAUCAAAACAUUGAUAAACCUUUACUCUAGUAACUUUCUCAAAUAAAAUCUUUUCUUUUCGCGAACCGCCUAAUUCCAAACGUUUUCAUAAUGCCUAAACGUAGUUUCAAAAGAUUAUCCUCCCCGUGAAUAGGGAGACACUAUAGCAAAAAAAAGAAAAAAAAAAACAAACAAAAAAAAACAAAAAAACAUGUUAGUGAUUAAUGAACUUUUCUCAUAACGCUUUCAAUGGAAUUUUUUGCUCUUACACUGAAACAAAUACAUUUUCUUUUCCUUUAUGUAUUUUUAAUAGAGGCUACUUGUACAUAAAUUGCAUUCAUUUUACCCACGCAAUCACAUCAUCACGCCAUCAUGUUGUGACGUUAAAAAUUCUUUUAGAAAGAUAUUUCGAUCUUACACUGAAAUAAAAGUAUCCUUUAAAUCAGUGUUAAUUGCUGCUCAUUAACGGCGUAUAUUUCAAAAUCACCUUGACUAAAUAAUUACAACAACCUUUUACGAAACAAUUUAGCAAUCAAGACUAUGUUCAUUUUGGACAAUUAUUUACUGCUGCACACAGGCUUAACGCAAAACGGUGGUAACUUCUAGAAAGUAAAGAAUGAGUUACAACUGUUUUUCGUUAAGCCCGCGUGCAGCAGUGUUAAUCCGAUUAAAGCCCUAGGUCACCUGUAAACAAGGCAGGAAAACGGCCGACACGUGUAAUGGUGUGAUACUUUUGCACUAAUUGAUUUGAUGAAGAGGGCAAAGGGCGCUAUUAAAAAAGGCAAGUCGCUGAGGAAAAGGGUCAGGGCGCCGCGCCAAGCUAUUUAAGGCUAGUUGGAACACUAUCUGAUUAUUUAUAUCGUCACAUUUUUAGCUUGUCUAUUUUUAAAAAAAAAAAACUACGAUGUAAAGUCGUCACGUGAUCGUCGGCGUCGGUUAUCGGCGUUGGUUAAAAUUGUGUUAAGGUCCACAUUUUCUGAAACCAAAUACAUCUACAGCUUUGAAACUUUUCACACUUGUUUAUCAUUAUUAUGUGACUAAAUAGGCCUAGAAAAUUACUCUGGUGUAAGCAUUUUGUCAAAAUUAUGGCCUUUCAUGUACUUCGAAAACUUGAUUUUCUUAGUUAAAAUGUUAGUUUAAGUCAACUUUUUCAAAUGCAAAGAAACAACAUUACUUUGAAAUAUAUUUGCUUUAGUGCUUCGCUGAGAAAGUUGAAAUUAUGGUAGGCGUUAUGGUACUUUCUCAAUAAUUUGUUAUCACUUGAUAAACAUUUAUGUUUAACAAAUGCUACAUACAUGUAUGACCAUUGAAUUUACUUAUAAGUUUUUCUAUAUUUGUUCCCAUGAAUUAUCUUGUCUUCCUAGGUAUUCUAUGUUAAGCGCAGGCGAUUUUGCGUUCUAUUCAGGUUAAACAUCAUGUCGAAAAAUUUUGUUAUCUUUCAUAUUGUACAUUUGAUUUAAAUCAGUGUUAAUUAGAAGACAUGUUAUACAGGCUAAUGUAAAUACCAUGAGAGUGUGCCUUUUCAAGACGUAUGUGUAUGUUUUAUAUUUGUGUUUGAGUCAUUUAUUAUUCAUGGAAACGAUGUACUAAAACAAUAUACUGUAUUUUUGCCAUGUUUCAGUGCUUAAUAUCAGUUUUCUAACGCGACUACCAAGAAAAAUGAAACACUUUGAACAACAUUUUUGUUCUGUGGAUAAACUGAUAGCUCCCUUUCUUACUAAAGUCUGAAAUCAAAUCUAUUUGUUGCGUGACUUUUUAAAUAUAAUUUAAAGAGCAUAUAUGUGUCAUAAGCAUUUAUUGUUAUAAUGUCAACGUUUUCUUUUAUAUUCAAGUUAUACAUACUGAGUCUUUGAUAUUGCCUGGAUAUUGAAAUCACAGAGUCCAUCCAAUGAACCUGUUUAAUAGAUGUCUGUUAAGGUCGAUGGGUUUCGGUGAAGGGUAUGGCACAUUUCAUCACCACUCAAAAAUAAAAGUGAGACAACUAGGUCUGCUGUUAUUUUUUUACUUAUU
Molecule: messenger RNA, 3831 nt
Organism: Mercenaria mercenaria
Lineage: Eukaryota; Metazoa; Mollusca; Bivalvia; Venerida; Veneridae
Exons: 2
Coding region: 665-1519 (284 amino acids)
Source: RefSeq, a predicted model, not a curated record